Messenger RNA from Antrostomus carolinensis (chuck-will's-widow), 1975 nucleotides. Its product is annotated as sperm-associated antigen 1. The transcript is spliced from 13 exons. Gene Ontology annotation, molecular function: protein binding. The record is from RefSeq and is a predicted model, not a curated record. Lineage: Eukaryota; Metazoa; Chordata; Aves; Caprimulgiformes; Caprimulgidae. Gene Ontology annotation, cellular component: cytosol. The annotation marks the transcript as partial.
AUGGGUGAUGAGUCAGUACCAUUUUUGCUGGACCAAGGAACCACUAAAACAUAUCAAAUACCUAUUGGUCAUCUGGACUACAAGUUCAUUGAAAAAUGCACAGAUGUUAAACACCUGGAAAAGAUUCUGAGGGUAUUAAGGUCUGGUGAAGAGGGAUGUUAUCCUGAACUUACCUUGUUUUGUGAAAAGCGUAUUGAGCAUUUAGAUCCAAGGAGCAAAGCUCUGAGAAAAGACAAGCCUGCAGCCACGGCUUCUGAUUUCACUGCUGAAGAAUGGGAAACAAUUAAUGGUGAACUGAUGAGCUGGCUGACAGAAAUGAAUGAAGAUGAUAAGAAACGACAGUUCCUGAGAACAGACACACUGCAUGAAAGAGAAGAUAACUUGCCUCCUAUUCGUUGUUCCAGCAGCUGUCUUCCUGCUAAUCAGAACAAAAAAUUACAAAACAAACAGAGAAACAAGAAAAACAUACCACGGGAUUACAGUGAAUGGGACAAGUUCGAUGCGGAAAAGGAGUGUUCUAAAAUUGAUGAAGGCUAUGAAGAAAAUAACUCAAAAGCAAGAUUAUUUAGUAGGCCAAGUCUACCUAUAAUCAAAAAGAAAAUAGACACAACUGGCAUGACAGAGAAAGAGAAGAUUUUUAUUGCUACUCGUGAAAAAGAAAAGGGCAAUGAAGCCUUUGCCAUUGGCGAUUAUGUGGAAGCAGUGACUUAUUACACUCGGAGUGUAUCAGUAAUACCCACCGCAGCUGCAUAUAAUAACAGAGCUCAAGCAGAAAUCAAACUUCAGGACUGGUACGGUGCUUUGCAGGACUGUGAGAAGGUGCUAGAUAUGGAACCUGGCAACAUAAAAGCUCUGAUGCGCCGUGCCACUGUACACAGUCAGCUGCAGAAUUACCAGACAGCUAUAGAGGAUCUGAACAAAGUAUUAUGUGUUGAACCAGAGAAUGCUAUAGCUAAGAAAAAUCUGCUAGAGAUUGAAAAGAAACUGAAAGGUUUAAAGACUGUAUCUGAGACUCAAGGCAAAGGAAAAAGAAUACUUAUUCAAGAUAUAGAGGAUUCAAAAGGUGAUGAAGAAAGAGGGGAAAAUAUAGAAGAACGUGAAAGAAGUGGUGGAGAUAAAAAAGUUGGCGUGCCAGUGCCAGGAGAGGCGGGUGCGGAGGAGGCUGCGAUGGGGAACGCGCAGAGAAAGUUUCAUAGCAAAGGAGGUGGCAGUAAGGCGGAAGACAGAGAGACACAGAAGCAGAAGGAAUCCACUGAGAGCGGAUUAAAAAAAGGCACAUCAGAGGAAAAACCACCCAAGCAUUUGUCUGACCACGAAGGUGAAGUUAACGGCUAUUUACACAGGGAUCAAAAGAGUGAAAGCCCUGAACCUGAGAUCUCCAGAUCGCAUGGAGCAGGGUCUCAGUCGGCUGGUGGUGGCAGUUCUACUUCACUUCCUCCUACUGCAGCAAAACUAAAAAGUGAAGGAAACGAGUUAUUUAAGAGUGGACAGUUUGGAGAAGCUGUGCUCAAAUACUCGGAAGCAAUUGAAUAUGUCAUCGGUCUAGGGGAACAAAGUCCAGAUGAUUUAAGUAUCUUGUACUCAAACAGAGCAGCGUGUUACCUCAAAGAAGGCAACUGCAGUGACUGCAUUCAAGAUUGUAACAGAGCUCUGGAGCUUCAGCCAUUUUCCCUUAAGCCUCUUCUACGACGAGCGAUGGCACACGAGUCUAUGGAGCGGUAUCAACAGGCUUAUGUUGAUUAUAAAACAGUCCUACAAAUAGACAGCAGCAUCCAAGCAGCAAAUGAUAGUGCUAAUAGAAUAACAAAGACUUUAAUAGAUCAGGAUGGUCCCAGUUGGAGGGAGAAACUGCCACCAAUUCCAGUUGUCCCAGUUGCUGCUCAGCUACACAGGUGGGAUGGAGGAAACCUUCCUUCAGAGAAUAAGCCAAGAAGUACUACAGAGACCAACAGAGAAGAACAGUUGCAAAUGAAUC